Messenger RNA from Cheilinus undulatus (humphead wrasse), 795 nucleotides. RefSeq names its product smx5 (gene lsm2). Bases 79 to 366 code for a protein of 95 amino acids. The record is from RefSeq and is a predicted model, not a curated record. Gene Ontology annotation, cellular component: Lsm1-7-Pat1 complex; U6 snRNP; U4/U6 x U5 tri-snRNP complex. Gene Ontology annotation, biological process: mRNA splicing, via spliceosome. Gene Ontology annotation, molecular function: RNA binding. Lineage: Eukaryota; Metazoa; Chordata; Actinopteri; Labriformes; Labridae. The transcript is spliced from 5 exons.
ACUACACGUUGGUCCGUCGCAGAGUCAUUGAUACGUCAUCAACGUCAGACGCGCCACUGCAAGAAACCAACGGCAAUAAUGCUUUUCUACUCGUUUUUCAAGUCGCUGGUGGGGAAGGAUGUUGUUGUGGAGCUCAAAAAUGACCUGAGCAUCUGUGGGACACUUCACUCUGUUGACCAGUAUUUGAACAUAAAACUCACAGACAUCAGUGUCACAGAUCCAGAGAAGUACCCACACAUGCUGUCUGUGAAGAACUGUUUCAUCCGUGGAUCCGUGGUCCGGUACGUUCAGCUGCCAGCAGAUGAAGUGGACACACAGCUGCUGCAAGAUGCUGCACGAAAAGAAGCCAUGCAGCAGAAGCAGUGAUGAAACUGCAGGGUGGGGUUAAGUUUAGGAAGUGGGUGGGGGGUUUGAGUACUUUUGUUGUGUUCUUGAAUAUUUGGUUUUGACCUCAGAUCAUUUAAAGGUGAUGCAGUUUGUGCAGCUUUUGUAACUGAGACAUAUUGAUCAUUUUCCUGUCAUUUCAGAGAAAAUUUAGUUGCAUUCCUGACAUUUGUGAGUAGUUUUGCAAAAAAAAUCCCAAAAAGUCGAUUAUUGGAAAUGAUCUGUAUCCCACAGUCUGUGCAGGAGACUUCAGUCUUUUUGUUUUGUUUUUUUUAAAGAAUAAGAAUUAAGAGUAAAGUUGGGCACAGAAGUGGUAAGGAUCUGUUGGUUUUUGUUUUAAGAGCACUGUUGAUUUUCCUUAAAACCUGACUGUUUUUUAUGUGACUUCAAAAUAAAAAUAUUUUAUUUAUA